Messenger RNA from Penicillium soppii, 1266 nucleotides. RefSeq names its product endonuclease III domain-containing protein. Gene Ontology annotation, biological process: base-excision repair; base-excision repair, AP site formation; nucleotide-excision repair. Gene Ontology annotation, cellular component: nucleus. Gene Ontology annotation, molecular function: DNA binding; DNA-(apurinic or apyrimidinic site) endonuclease activity; oxidized pyrimidine nucleobase lesion DNA N-glycosylase activity. The record is from RefSeq and is a predicted model, not a curated record. Lineage: Eukaryota; Fungi; Ascomycota; Eurotiomycetes; Eurotiales; Aspergillaceae. The coding region runs from base 1 to 1266 and encodes 421 amino acids. The transcript has a single exon.
AUGCGCACUUCCCGUACUUCUAAAGAAACAGCGAAAGUGCUACAGGCGCUAUCUGCCCCUCGUGAGACUCGCACGCGUGUUAGCGCGUUGAGAGCUUUCGCCUACAAUGCCAAUCCCGAUGGCAAUGCAAAUGCGACCGUCAAGACGGAGCCUGAAUUGACUUCUACACCCAGCUUGUCCGUACCAACCGACGAUGAUUCAUCCCUGUCUGAGGCAGAUACAGCCGAUAUCGAAGACUUGCUCGAGCCCCCUUCCAAACGCCAGAAGCGAACGACUGCGUUACCAGUCAAACACCCACGGAAGACAAUCAAGGAGAAAUCCAUCAUCAAGAAGGACCCAGAUGAGAAACCCAAGCCAGAACGAAAACGCCGCCUGCCAGCGCGCAAAAUCCGCGAUGCGUCCGGCGUAGUGAAAGUCGAGCCCCCGUCCAACUGGGAGAUCAUGUACGACACGGUCAAAAAGAUGCGCGAAGAUAACCCGACCGCACCGGUUGACACAAUGGGCUGCGCGGAGCUCUACUGGCGCGUCUCAGAGCCAAAGGACCGUCGUUUCCAAACGCUCAUCGCGUUGAUGCUCUCCUCGCAAACGAAAGAUACGGUGACAGCCGUUGCAAUGCAAAGAUUGCACACUGAGCUGGGCCAAGGAUCGCCCAUCAAGUCUGAAGACCAGGACCCCGGAAUCAAACUCGAGGAUGAAGACUCCAAAAUCAAACUCGAAAACCAAUCCUCCGCCAAAGACAGCACCCUCAACCUCCACAACAUCCUCGCCGUCGACCCAACAACCCUAAACUCCCUAAUCCGCACAGUGGGCUUUCACAACAACAAAACAAAAUACAUCAAGGCAACAGCCCUAAUCCUACGCGACGAAUACGACGGCGACAUUCCCUCCACGCCAGAAGGCUUAAUGGCACUGCCUGGCGUAGGUCCCAAAAUGGCGUACCUGUGUCUGAGCGCGGCGUGGGGCAAACACCUUGGUAUUGGCGUCGAUGUGCACGUUCAUCGCAUUACGAAUCUCUGGGGCUGGAAUAAGACCAAGACGCCCGAGGAGACGAGGAUUGCCCUGCAGGCUUGGCUACCGCAUGAGAAGUGGCAUGAGAUUAAUAAGUUGCUUGUUGGACUGGGGCAGACGGUUUGUUUGCCUGUUAAACGGCGCUGUGGGGACUGUUAUCUUGCUGGGACGGGGCUUUGUAUGAGUGAGAUUCGGGGGAUGGAGAGGUCGGUGGUUAAGGGGGAGAAUGGGCCGAAGGUCAAGAUUGAGGUCGUUUGA